GAGAGCGCGCGUAAGUCGCGGGUGUGGUGAAUGGCCGUUUCGCUCUCGGCAGCUCCUCUCGACAGCCGCGAAUGCAGUCAUACGCAGUCUCAUGCGCUAACUCUACUGUGCCGAACCUCCACCGCCACACCUCUCUCGCUCCGCUUUUUUCGCACCUCGUCGAUCUUCCGUCAUCGUCUUUCAAACACAUAACCAUAAAGAUGUCGUCACGGAAAACAGCUGGUCGCCGUGCCACCACGAAGAAGCGUGCGCAGCGUGCUACUUCCAAUGUCUUUGCCAUGUUUGAUCAGGCUCAGAUUGCAGAAUUUAAAGAAGCAUUUAACAUGAUUGAUCACAACCAUGAUGGUUUCAUCGAUAAAGAAGAUCUCCAUGACAUGCUUGCUUCUUUGGGAAAAAAUCCUACUGAUGAGUACUUGGAGGGUAUGAUGAACGAAGCUCCAGGUCCUAUCAACUUUACUAUGUUCCUAACACUCUUUGGAGAAAGGUUACAAGGCACAGAUCCAGAGGAUGUGAUAAAGAAUGCAUUUGGCUGCUUUGAUGAAGAGAACACAGGCCACAUUAAUGAGGAGCGCCUCAGAGAACUGCUCACCACCAUGGGAGAUCGGUUCACCGAUGACGACGUUGACGAGAUGUAUCGGGAAGCCCCAAUCAAGAACACCAUGUUUGAUUACUUGGAAUUCACAAGGAUUUUGAAACACGGUGCUAAAGACAAGGAUGAGCAGUGAAAUCAUUGAAGAUUUUUUGUAGUUUAGAAAGUGCAGGCAUUAAAAAUGUGCUUUCAGUUUGUCUAUGAAAUGGCUUACUCAAAAGAAGAAGAGUUAAAUUAAAUUUACUUUUCUCAAACAUCAAUGAAUGAUAACAUAAGCAUGUUGUUCAAGUUUUAGUAGCACUGGACUAAAUCCAAUGAGUGUAAGCUUCAAUGUAUCGAGACUGCAAUCUCCUAAAAGUCUUAAGUAGAGAAGCCUUUCCAUUUACACAUGAUUUAUACAUAGAAAAUAUUUUGCAUUUCUACUUAGUUAUAAUCUUUAGUUCUUCUGAGAUGACAAACACCCACAAACACGUAAUUCAUAUUUAUUUGAAAAGCGAAACGAGUAUUUCGGAAAAUUGUUAAAACAUAAGUAUUAUGAACACGAGACUAAAUGGAGUUUAUUUGAAAUCUCAGCUAUAAUCGCGAUCAGAGAGCUUUUGUAACUUUGAAUUUUGCAAAGAUUGGAAAAGCAUGUAAAAUAUGAACAUACAAACAUUUACAGUUGAUUAAUCGAAAAAGCGGUAUUUGUAUUUUAAUACAUUAAAAUAAUAUAUUGUAAAAUGUAACAUAAAUUGGAUGAAAUAAUAAUCUUUAUUUACCUUUUCGAUAUUUAAAAA
This is a messenger RNA of Nasonia vitripennis (jewel wasp), 1365 nucleotides long. It is a transcript of the gene sqh, whose product is annotated as myosin regulatory light chain sqh. The record is from RefSeq and is a predicted model, not a curated record. The transcript has 3 exons. Gene Ontology annotation, cellular component: myosin II complex; cytoplasm. Gene Ontology annotation, molecular function: calcium ion binding; myosin heavy chain binding. The coding region runs from base 72 to 725 and encodes 217 amino acids. Gene Ontology annotation, biological process: post-embryonic development; locomotion. NCBI's taxonomy places the organism in Eukaryota, Metazoa, Arthropoda, Insecta, Hymenoptera, Pteromalidae.